This is a messenger RNA of Xyrauchen texanus (razorback sucker), 647 nucleotides long. Its product is annotated as signal peptidase complex catalytic subunit SEC11A-like. Gene Ontology annotation, cellular component: signal peptidase complex; membrane. The transcript has 6 exons. NCBI's taxonomy places the organism in Eukaryota, Metazoa, Chordata, Actinopteri, Cypriniformes, Catostomidae. Bases 64 to 603 code for a protein of 179 amino acids. The record is from RefSeq and is a predicted model, not a curated record. Gene Ontology annotation, molecular function: serine-type endopeptidase activity.
UCCUUCUCAAUUUUGCAAUUGUUUUGUUAGACUGUUGCCAUAUACAUGUAGGUUAGAGACAAAAUGUUAACAUUAGACUUCCUCGAUGAUGUCCGGCGAAUGAAUAAGCGUCAGCUUUACUAUCAGGUGCUGAAUUUUGGAAUGAUUGUAUCUUCAGCCUUAAUGAUCUGGAAAGGCUUGAUGGUUGUAACUGGAAGCGAAAGCCCAAUUGUGGUUGUUCUCAGUGGAAGCAUGAAACCUGCAUUUUACAGAGGAGACCUCCUCUUUCUAACAAAUUGUGUUGAAGAUCCAAUCAGAGUGGGAGAAAUUGUUGUGUUCAGGAUUGAGGGACGAGAAAUUCCUAUUGUACACAGAGUCCUAAAAAUUCAUGAGAAUGAAAAUGGUGACAUCAAAUUCUUAACGAAAGGUGACAAUAAUUCUGUGGAUGACAGAGGCCUUUACAAGCAGGGCCAGCACUGGCUGGAGAAGAAAGAUGUGGUGGGCAGAGCAAAAGGGUUUGUGCCUUACAUUGGAAUUGUCACAAUUUUGAUGAAUGACUAUCCCAAAUUUAAGUAUGCUGUACUGUGCUUGCUUGGACUGUUUGUGUUGGUGCAUAGAGAGUGAAGAGUAAAAGUCAGUCAAACCAUGGAACACAUCCCUCUGGUGAC